AUGUCAAAAAUUAAUUCAGGACUUCCAGCUGAAGUUAAGAAAUUCGAUAAAAAAUCAGCGAGGGUGUUCUCUAGUCUUUUAGAAGAAGAAAGCUAUCGCCAUUUUGAGUCGAGAGUUAUGUUGGCUGGCGAGCAGGGCACUGGAAAAACUACUAUUGCCAGACAUCUUGUCGGUAAACAACCAACAAAAUUCAGAAUGUCAACUGAUGGAAUAGAGUUAUACAAUGGUCUGUCAUUCAUGGACAUAGAAACAAACUGCUGGCUUGGUGGACAACAAGACUUUACAAUGGAAGAAUUAACCAUUACCAGAUCUCUUAUACAAGACGAAACACUGAAGAAAGGAAAAUGUAAUGUACGCAAUAAAAAGGGGAUCAGUCAAAAUACGUUAGAUAGAGAAGACACGCCCUUGUCUGCAUCUAAAACACCAGAAAAAAUACAUGAAAGGCAUGCUUCACAUUCGUUUGAUUUAACAGCUAAAUGGUCGGAUUUUGAAGGUAAAUUGUCAAAUACGACUUCCAGAACAGAAAGUCUAAAUGAUACAUUCCGGUCAAAUCAUCACAAGCAUGUCAAUCCUGACGAUGAACCCAAACAACUAUCGGAUGACCAGUCUGAACACAAAGAGAUAAAAGAAAACAGAGAUAGCAGUUUUGGAGCAGGUUUGCAUGAUAGUAGCCAUGGCCGUCCUGUAAGCCCGUCAAGUAGAUCAGUCGAAGACAGUAAUUUAUCAGAUUACCUUAUCAGUGUGGAUGAACCAAACAAAUAUGAUCUACCUACCACACAGGAACCCAUUGACACUUUUGAUGACACAUACACCAAUGAAGUUCUAUAUGAUGAAGAGACCUCGACGAGCGUCCCGGAUUAUCUUCAUUCGGAGUCGGGUUUUACUGGAGAUGUGCACAUAGAGACUGUCACUAAACCUGCAAUAAUCAGAAAGCUAAAAAACUUUUUUGGUAUUUCCAAGAAAGUUAAAGAGGUCAAAGUGUCGAUCACAAAAGAAAAAUUCUUUGAGAAGUCUGUUAAGGUUGGGAAAAAGCUGUUACACAAUAAAAAUAUAGCACCUAUAAUAAUCUGGGAUUUUGGUGGGCAGGAUGUUUUCUACUCAACUCAUCAGACAUUUCUGACAUACAGAGCUAUUUACAUAAUUGUGUUGGACGGAAGUAGAAAACUUGAUGAUCCUUGUCCAACUGAACAAUAUCUCCCAGGAAAGAGUGGACAAAAAACAGCAAAAGAUUAUCUGCUAUUUUGGAUCAACACAAUUGUAACAUACUGUAAAGGGAGUGUGAAAGGUUUUCCUAGAAUUAUCAUUGUUCUGACCCACAAGGAUAAGUUAGAUCCUAAUAAAAUUGAACAGAGACGAACAGAGGUAUUUGCAGAAAUCAAACACAUGUUUUUACAAACACCAUUCAUGCAGCACUUGGUAAUUGAAGAUCAGAUAUUUGUAAACGCUAAAGACAAAUGUGAUCCAGAGUUGGCUAAAUUAAAGAAUAUCAUAAUCAGAGAAUCGAAGAUGCAGCCAACAUGGGGUGAACCUCUUCCAAAAUGUUUUAUUCCUUUAGAACUAGAAUUUGCAUCGCUAAUCAAACGCAAUAUUCCACUGAUUACAAUGGAGCAUUUGCAGAAAAUCAACUCACUACAACCUAUACGAUCCUUGACAGAAUCUGAGUUAAAAGUAUUCCUGAAAUUUCAACACGCCAUAGGCAAGGUGUUAUACUUUGAUGAACACAGAUUAAACCGUCAUGUUAUUUUGUCGCCAACACAUUUAAUUGAUGCCUUUAAGUCUAUUGUUACUGAUAGAAGUUUCUGUCAAGGAGACAAAGAAAGAGAAGAGUUAUGGGAUGUAAUGGGCAAAAAAGGGGUGGUCUCAAAACAAGUCAUCCAACAAAUUUGGAAGAAAAAGAAAUAUCGGACAUUUUACAAUGAUAAAGAUUAUUUACUGAAUGUCAUGACCCAUCUCGAUAUAUUGGUUGAACCAAGGAAAUACGAUUUAGACCACAACCGUAUACCCGCUGACUUUUAUUAUAUUGCAAGUAUGGUACGAGCGAAAGAUGAAACUGGGUAUCUUAAGUCAGCUGGCAUCGCUAACAGGAGUAUUGCCAUAGCUUUUCAGUCUUCUUCACUGAUGAUACCUCCUGCAUUAUCAUUUAGAUUUAUAAGUUACUGUCUAUAUGUAUGGGCGGUGAAAACUUACGGAGGGUCCAAGAAUGACAUGCUGUUCCACAGGUCAGGGGUGUUCACUCUAGAUCCUUCUUUGGAUAUGUCCAUUACUUGCGAAGAUGACAUGAUUAUUGCCCGGCUUGUUCAUGCUAGAACAAACACACUGAUAUCGAAGGAUAUGGCUCACAGCAUUAUUGCGUGUUUAACAUCUGCGUUAGAAAAAAUAAGUCAGUUGUAUAUCAGAACAAGCAGCGACUCCAGUGAAAUCAGUGACGCAGCCUUUGUUACAAGAAUUUGCUGUAACUCACCAGAUAAUUCCUGUAUCAUCGACGUCAGCCAACUAGAAAACAUAAGUAACAUAUGGAUAUGUCCUUCACAUGGGAUUGAACAUAACAUAAAUAUAAUCACAUCAUGGUUUCAAGAAAAGGUAUAUAAAAAUAAGUUUGAGUCAAAUUAUAAACAAAAGGGAUACUCAAACUCAUGA
This is a messenger RNA of Mytilus trossulus (common blue mussel), 2637 nucleotides long. RefSeq lists its product as uncharacterized. The coding region runs from base 1 to 2637 and encodes 878 amino acids. Lineage: Eukaryota; Metazoa; Mollusca; Bivalvia; Mytilida; Mytilidae. The record is from RefSeq and is a predicted model, not a curated record. The transcript is spliced from 4 exons.